CAAAACAAAUAGUUCGUCCGCGGUGCAUUUAUUCUGAUCAAAAUGACCCUAUACUUUGAUACUAAAGUGCAAUUUCUUGAUCUGGAUGCUGUGAGUACUGUUGGCAAGUGGCAUCCCUAUCAACCAGUAUUCGCGGUAGCAUCUUUCAGCCAAGAUCGCGGAGGUUCCGUGACCAUUUUCGACGAUACUGGCGAGCCCUUGCGAGAUGUAACAUUCCCUGUACAUUCGGUUUCACAAGCCACUGCCCUUUGUUGGCAUCCAGAAAAACGGCUUUUGGUGAGCGGCUGGGAGAAUGGAGAAAUCCAUGCGUGGUACGAGGGAAAUCGAGAAUUUUCAGCCAUACAAGGACCACAUAAAGCACCCAUCAUUUUAUUAGAAUUCAGCGAAAAAGGCGGAAGAAUGGUGACAGUCGAUUCGCUUGGCAUGUUAACAGGGUGGCGUUGCGAUGGACAGUACCAAUUCCUCACUAUGUUUUCUCAGGACCUUCGUGAUACACUUUUGCAUAUAACAUUUAGAAAAACGGUUGUGAGUCCUGUGAGCACAGAACUCUCAAAUCUCGCAAAAGCUGCCGUGGCGGGAGAUGAACACGCUUUAGAUACAUUAACAGCUUGGCGACCCCGGACAGCUGCUCGAAAUCUUUCGCAUGCCGGCGUCAAGGAUAAUCAUUGCUUUUACGCGGGGACACAAUCGGGCGUUAUGUACUACAUGAACCAAAGUGGAACGUGUACAGAAGUUUUGAAAAAUAAUUCGGUACCUGUGACGCAGAUAUUAUGGCAUCCGAAGAGAGAAGCGAUUGUGGCUCUGAUGGAGGACAUGACUGUGGGACACUAUUUGGUUGAGUCAACUGGCGCGCUCACUGAACUGGAUCGAGUUAAACUAAGCGGAAGGAUACCAGGAAAUAACGGUGCCAUAUCGUGGGCUGGGACAUCUUUAGCUAUUAUAACAGGUGAUUUCAGCGUCCGAAUUUGGGAUAUCGAUACCAGUGACAACUAUUUACUGCGAAUGGAUUUACCAACAGCAGGCAGAACAGCGUCAUCAACGAUAAACAUGAAAGCGUCGGUGUCAUCGUCAUCAGGCGGAACAUUCGGCUCAGGUGCGAGUAAAGUUGACGGAGCGCUAACACAGACAACAAAUGAAAUAUUUACAUGCAUCGCCUACUGCCAGGACAAUCAAACAUUAUGUGCCGGAACAAAUCAGGGAAAUUUGUAUACGUGGAAAAGGACAACAAAUUAUCCGAUUGAUGUACCGGAAAAUUCCUGGCAAUUAAACAACAUCGCUGCCGUCCGAGGCGCAAUCAAACAAUGCUACUGGGGUAUAAGUGAAACAAUUAAGCCUUGUAUAAUGGUCAACUGUAUAUCUAACGUUUAUGUCCUUAAGGAACAACCAUUGAUAUCAUUCCACAAGCGUAACAUUUGGGCCGUCCAGAGGAGCGCAAAUCAAGUCUACGUGGAGCAUUCGUGCGGCAAAUCAACCACUGUGCAUGCAGACAUCUCAAUCACGAACUUGUCUCUGACGGAACUGAAUUUCAUCGUGAGCAACGGACGAACGAUUGUUACAUACAAAAUUAGCAAGGAUAGUGAACUCAGUGACACUGACAAAAGUUUGUCCAUUAAAUUAUUGCAAAAUUUCGGCGCCGAAUGUUUGAGCCUGUACAUCCAUGAUCAGAACAUUAUUUGUUUGACGACGAAUGACGUGAAAAUCUAUUCGCUCGGAGGAGUCAUUCUAAAAGAGAUCCUGUGCAAUGACAAUGAGGGUAAACCCAUUGGCUGUGACCUGAGCAAUCAUUACCUGACUAUUUUCACAAUGAACGGCUACAUAAAACUUUACGAUGUAUCACGCCAUGAUCCGAAAAUCCUGAUUCAUCCUAAAUGCGGCUAUGAUUUAUUCGAAAACUUUGGCGAGAUAAUAAUGGCGAGGUGUAAUUCGAGCGGGACACAUGUAGCACUCACUAUAGCCGACGAAAGUCUUACGCCCGACGGCAAACUGUACGUGUGGGAUUUCGAGAAGGAUAACUUGGGAACAUAUGAUUUCCUUGUUAAAUCAGAUAUUACUGCGGAGGACGAGGCUAGAGGAAGCUCAAUUGCAAGAUUGCCAGUAUCCUUUCUCUGGGACACGGACGACAACCGCUUGUUGGCUGUCGAAGCACGUUCACUGCAACAGCCAAAGCAAAAAUCAUCGGCACCGGCAAAAAACGCUGGUGGUGCUGGGACUUGUCCAGUGAGCAAUAGACAGAUGGGGCUAAUCGGCAUCGAAUUCCAGGGGCUUCGAAUUAGUGGUAAAACCGGUGGACAAGUGACGGCAGUGACAACGACCGUAUCGGCAUCAGCAACUGCAGCAGCGUUGACCACAGCUGGCGCCGGACCGAAUCUGCUAUCGGGCCAUGUCGAAUCGCAAGUAUUUAUAAUGUUCGCUACAGAUAAAUGCCUUAUCAAAGAGCUGGAAAUCGUUAAUUUGGCGCCCGGGGAGCAAUUGGUCAAUCUCUGCGCACCCCAUGUGAUUACAUUGAACAUAAACACCGUCGCUCAUACAUCGCUCUGCAAUUUCAAAGGAAUGGAUAAAUGUGAUGAGACAACGAGGAAAAUGGUCCUCGAUUUCAGCUUGAAUGUUGCUCAGGGAAAUAUGGAUCAGGCUUUUCGGUGUAUCCGUUCAAUCCAGUCGGAAGUUGUGUGGAUGAACUUAGCUAAAAUGUGCGUACAAACUGGUCGUUUAGACGUGGCACGUGUUUGUUUGGGUCACUUGAAAAAAGCGCGUUCUGUUCGAGCGUUACGUCAAGCCAUGGAAGACGAUAGUUUGGAGUAUGAAGCAAAGGUCGCUACACUAGCCAUCGAAUUGGGAAUGAUUGAGGAGGCUAAGAACUUAUAUAUUCAGUGUGGCAGAUUUGACUUAUUGAACAAACUGCUGCAAGCUUGUGGGCGCUUAGAUGAGGCACUUCAAAUUGCAGAACGAGACGACAGAGUUCAUCUGAAGAACACAUAUUUUAAGAAAGGUGAGCAACUAAGAGGUGCUGGGUCCUUAAAGGAGGCUUUGCAGUUUUUCGAGAAAACGCAGGACUCUGUGCAAAAUGUAACACAGAUGCUAUUGGAAGAUCCGAUUAUGCUGAAGAAAUAUAUGCAGAACACCACCGAUCCCAAGAUGCUUAAAUGGUGGGGUCAGUACAUUGAAAGUACAGGGGAUAUGGAAUCGGCCUUCAAGGUUUAUCAGAAAGCAGAAGAUUGGUUUUCUCAGGUUCGCAUUCUUUGUUUUCUUGGACAACUCUCUAAAGCCGAUUCAAUUGCAAGGCAAUGCGGUGACAGGGCGGCAUGCUACCACUUGGCAAGACAUUUGGAAAACAUUGGCAAAUAUCCGGAUGCCAUUGACUUCUACACUAAAGCGCAGACUUACAGUAAUGCCGUUCGAAUUUGUAAGGAAAACGACUUUCAGGAUGAGUUAUGGACAGUUGCCAAUUUAGCACGACCCAGGGACAAAGCAAUGGCUGCCGCUUAUUUUGAGGAAUGCGGUUCAUACAAAAGGGCUGUGGAACUUUAUCACAGGGCUGGAAUGUUACACAAAGCCGUAGAAAUGGCGUUUGCAUCACAACAGCCGGAAACAUUACAAGUAAUAGCGUCGGAAUUGACACCUGAAUCCGAUGCGGAUUUGAUUAACCGGUGCGCCGAAUUCUUCUCCAACGUUGAACAGCAUCAAAAGGCCGUUCAGUUACUCGCGAAAACUAAACAGUUCGAAAGUGCUUUGACUAUUUGCUCGGAACAUGGAGUUCCCAUUACGGAAUCUCUGGCAGAAAUGUUAACCCCCACUAAAGAAGAAGUUUCCGACCAAACGCGGAUAACUGUUCUGGUGCGAUUGGGGGAAAUAUUGCAAGAGCAGGGAGACUAUCAUACGGCAACAAAAAAAUUUACUCAAGCUGGAGAUAAAAUUCGGGCCAUGAAAAGCUUGUUGAAAUCUGGAGACACCGACAAGAUUGUAUUCUUUGCCGGUAUGUCUCGACAAAGGGAAGUCUACAUCAUGGCGGCAAACUAUUUGCAAGCACUGGACUGGCAGAAGGAUCCGAAGAUACUGAAGAAUAUUAUUACUUUCUACACCAAAGGUCUAGCUUAUGAUUCUCUAGCGAACUUUUAUGCAACUUGCGCUCAAGUGGAGAUUGAUGAUUUUCGUGACUAUGAGAAAGCAUUGAAGGCCAUGCACGAAGCGGCGAAGUGUCUGGCUAAGGUACCAAAUUCUCAAAGGGCUGCAGAUAAUCUGCAGAGAACUGUAGUUGAAGUAAAGCAAGUUUUGGACAUUCAGGAAGCCUUCCAGAAUGGUGACAAUCAAUUUGUUAUUGCAGGAUGUCGAAAUAUGUUAGUUAAGCCAGAGAAACCACCAAUUCGGCAUUCCGACAUCUUGGCAUUGCUGGUGCAAGCACUUGUUAUAUCCAAACUAUUUUCAGAAGCGCUGGGAGCACUCAAGGAACUUGGAAUGAAAGAUUCGUCAUGGAGCAUGCGGGGAUUAAUUCCAAAACCAUUAAUUGAAAAACUAGCCAGGGAAUGUAAACUGGACUUUGAUUCUAUUUGGAAUACAGGACGGAGUCAUGACGGUGACGAUGAUGGAUUACAACACGAUAAUGAUGAUGAGAUUCAGGAGGUAUUCGAGUGAAUGCAGAACUGGAACUGGGAAAUUAUAAAUUGAAUCAUUUGAUCA
This is a messenger RNA of Hermetia illucens (black soldier fly), 4671 nucleotides long. It is a transcript of the gene rempA, whose product is annotated as intraflagellar transport protein 140 homolog. Gene Ontology annotation, cellular component: ciliary basal body; intraciliary transport particle A; axoneme. The transcript is spliced from 15 exons. The coding region runs from base 43 to 4626 and encodes 1527 amino acids. The record is from RefSeq and is a predicted model, not a curated record. Gene Ontology annotation, molecular function: protein binding. Gene Ontology annotation, biological process: intraciliary retrograde transport. Lineage: Eukaryota; Metazoa; Arthropoda; Insecta; Diptera; Stratiomyidae.